GGGAAGGGAUGGGAGGGGUGGGUGGCACAGGGGCUUUUGGGGUACCCAUGUGCUCUGGGAGCUGUACAGGAGUGAGGGGACGGCCAGGCUCACAGAUCAGCAGCGCUGAGUGCCCCAUGGGCCCCCUAGCCCUGUCCCGCCCCAAGGCCCUGCCCUCACUGAGCCUGUCCCUCCCAGCCCAGCCCGGAGUGGCUACUGGGGACAGAGGUGGCAUGCGGAGCCUCGAGUCCCCGAGGUCCGGCUCCACCGGCCCCGGCAUGUCCCACACCUCGGCCAGCGGGGCUGAGCCAGGACCAUCCUGCACGGCCUCCACCUCCGUGGUGCUGGAACCAUCCCCGGCAGUUCCCCCAAACCCAGGGCGACCGCUGAGCCUGAGCUGAGGCUGACCCCCCCCAGCCCCGAGGGUCUGGCACUGCCAGCCCAGCCUAGGCUGGGCACAGCCAAGCGUGGCCUGGCCAGAUGGGCGCUGGACAAGGCCGGUACGAGGCCUGGAGCCGCCUGUGGCCCCACUCCGGGGCGGUUCCACUGCAGGGCUGAGCGCGGCGUCCCGGGGGAGCGGGACGAGCCCCGGCCCCGCGCCCGCUCAGCACCGGCCGGGCCUGCCAUUGGCUCCGGCGGGAGCGCUGACCGCCAGCCGCCUCCGAACUAUUUCCUGUUGCUGCAGCGUUAAUGCUGAACAGACCUUGCUCUCUCUUCCCUCGCUUCAGCCAAAGUGCAGCGACUCUGCCGGUAUUCACUGGCCUUCCCACCCCGAUGCCAAGCAUGUGCCGUCCCUGGAGCCGCUGAGAACUGCCAGGGACAGGAUGGAGAGUCGCCGGAGGGACAUGGAGCUGCUCAGCAACAGCAUGGCCGCGUACGCCCACAUCCGAGCCAACCCCGAGAGCUUCGGGCUCUACUUUGUGCUGGGCGUCUGCUUCGGGCUGGUGCUCACCCUGUGCCUGCUGGUGCUGCGCUUGUCCUGCCGGCCCUCCCCGCGGCCCCCGGCGCGCCCCGGCGACCUCAGCGAGGACGACGAGGACGAGGACGAGGAGGACGAAGAGGACACCGUCGACCGCGCAGCGUCUGAAUCGCUGCUGCCGGUGACCGAGAUCCCGCUGGAGGGCCACGGCCCCGGGGACGGGGCGCUGGCCGUGAAUGUGUUCGCGUCGGCCGAGGAGCUGGAGCGGGCGCAGCGGCUGGAGGAGCGUGAGCGCAUCAUCCGCGAGAUCUGGCGCAACGGGCAGCCCGACAUCCUGGGCUCCGGCACCGUCGGCACCCUGGGCCGCGUCCACUACUACUGAGCCCGGCAGCUGCCCUGGCACGGGCUCUGCUCCCGCGCCACUGGACCCACACCGUGCCAGGAGGGACCAGGAGGACAGCGGGGCUGCUCGCUGCCCCUGAGCUGGCGGAGCUGCCUUAGACUGUCCCUGCAGCACGGAGAGACAGACCCCGAUGUCACGGGCACCCCCGGGGCUGGACUUGCCCCAGCCACUGUGGGACACGAUGCACUUUGAGCCAUUGGUACGACGGCUGGCACCAGCCGAGCAGCCCCAGGACACGCGGGGAAGGGACAGGACAGAGCAGCCUUUCCUGCCCGGCUCAGCCGGGAUCUGCCGGGGGUUUCACCCCGUGGGGCACGGCCGGGCUGUGCGUCCGUGUGAGCCGUGGGCCCCUGCCCCACAAACAUGGUGCUGUUCUACACGAACUAGAGCCCAGCGUGACGGGUCUGGCGUUUUGGGGGGCCCUGUACACAGGGACGGUCUCGGCCCCUCCCCGAGCUAAUUUCUUUCCCGGCCCCACUAAAAUUAGCCGGGUCUUUUCCGGCACCGCCCGCCGUGACCCAACGCCCUGCGGUCGGACCGAGGCGGAUGUUCCUGCUGGACUUUGGGCCGGCCACUGCUCCCCAGGGAUGCGGCAGCUCCCGCCGGGCUGGGCUGCAUCCUGCCCCACUCAACAGCCCCGCGGGGUGCCAGGCCCCCCUUCCCCUGCAGCUUUAUAAAAAUAGCUCCUUCCCAGGCUGGAUCCCCCCCCCCGCCGCCAGCGCCAGCAAGAUCCAAAUGUUUUCCAGAUGUUCUCCAAUGGCUGGAAGCCAGGAUGGGCUGGGGCUGGGACUGGAGCUGGCCUGGGAAACUGUGCGGGAGUGGAGGCGGAGGAGGGAGAGCUGGAGGGAGAGAAGGAGGAGACCCUUCCCCAACCCUGCCCUGGUGGGACUCCUUGUGCCACGGUGAGAUGCUUUGUGCCCGGCAGGACCAGCCCAGCCCUUCAGGGGCAUGGCAGCCAACAGCAGAGCCCUGAGCAGCCCCCACACAACACUCUGUACCCAAAACAGUUUAUUUUAAACAAUUCUAUAGAUCCA
Messenger RNA from Parus major (Great Tit), 2335 nucleotides. It is a transcript of the gene EVA1B, whose product is annotated as eva-1 homolog B. The record is from RefSeq and is a predicted model, not a curated record. NCBI's taxonomy places the organism in Eukaryota, Metazoa, Chordata, Aves, Passeriformes, Paridae. The transcript is spliced from 3 exons. Bases 804 to 1280 code for a protein of 158 amino acids.